Messenger RNA from Nannospalax galili (Upper Galilee mountains blind mole rat), 1610 nucleotides. RefSeq names its product 5-hydroxytryptamine receptor 2B (gene Htr2b). Gene Ontology annotation, biological process: regulation of behavior; smooth muscle contraction; heart development. Bases 103 to 1548 code for a protein of 481 amino acids. Gene Ontology annotation, molecular function: G protein-coupled serotonin receptor activity; neurotransmitter receptor activity. Gene Ontology annotation, cellular component: plasma membrane; dendrite. The record is from RefSeq and is a predicted model, not a curated record. Lineage: Eukaryota; Metazoa; Chordata; Mammalia; Rodentia; Spalacidae. The transcript has 3 exons.
AACUUUAGUUUUGAAUACUUGGCAUGGAUACCAAGCCUUACAAAAGCUACUGACCAUGCUGACCACUGUCUGGAACUGGACUGACUCACAGAAAAACAGAAAAUGGCCCUCUCUUAUAAAAUGUCCAAACAAAGCACAAUUCCUGAGCAUGGUCUGCAGAAUACAUUUGAUCGCCUGAUAAACUUUUCUAAUUGGUCUGGAUUACAGUCAGAAUCAGUACCGGAGGAAAUGAAACAGAUCAUUGAGGAACAGGGAAAGAAACUGCACUGGGCAGCUCUGCUGAUUCUGGUGGUGAUAAUACCCACAAUUGGUGGGAACAUCCUUGUUAUUCUGGCUGUUUCACUGGAGAAAAGGCUACAGUAUGCUACAAACUACUUUCUAAUGUCCUUGGCGGUGGCUGAUUUACUGAUUGGAUUGUUUGUGAUGCCGAUUGCCCUCUUGACAAUUAUGUUUGAGGCUAUGUGGCCACUCCCACUUGUUCUAUGUCCUGCCUGGUUAUUCCUUGAUGUUCUCUUUUCAACUGCAUCCAUCAUGCAUCUCUGUGCUAUUUCUGUGGAUCGUUACAUAGCCAUCAAAAAGCCAAUUCAGGCUAAUCAAUACAACUCCCGGGCUACUGCAUUCAUCAAGAUUACAGUGGUGUGGCUAAUUUCAAUAGGCAUUGCCAUUCCUGUCCCUAUUAAAGGGAUAGAGUCUGAUGUGCUUAACCCAAGCAACAUCACCUGUGCACUGAAAAAAGAACGUUUUGGCAGCUUCAUGCUCUUCGGCUCACUGGCUGCUUUCUUUACACCUCUUGCAAUCAUGAUCGUUACCUACUUCCUCACCAUCCAUGCUUUACGAAAGAAAGCUUACUUGGUCAAAAACAAGCCACCUCAACGCUUAACAUGGCUGACUGUGUCCACAGUUUUCCAAAGUGAAGAAUCAUCUUUCUCAUCACCUGAAAAGGUGGCAAUGCUGGACAGUUCUCACAAUGACAAAACUCCACCUAACUCAAGUAAUGGAACACUUAUUCGGAGAAUGUCUUUGGUUGGGAAAAAAUCAACACAAACAAUUUCUAAUGAACAGAGAGCCUCAAAGGUCCUUGGAAUUGUGUUUUUCCUCUUUCUGCUGAUGUGGUGUCCCUUUUUUAUUACAAACAUAACUUUAGCUUUGUGUGAUUCCUGCAACCAGACUACUCUCAAAAUGCUCCUGGAGAUCUUUGUGUGGAUAGGCUACAUUUCCUCGGGGGUGAAUCCUUUGGUCUACACCCUCUUCAACAAGACAUUUCGAGAAGCAUUUGGCAGAUACAUCACCUGCAAUUACCGGGCCACAAAGUCAGUAAAAGCUCUCAGAAAAUGUUCCAGUAAGAUUUUCUUUGGGAAUACAAUGACAGAAAAUUCUAAAUUUUUCACAAAGUGUGGAAUUCGAAAUGGGAUUACUCCUGUCAUGUACCAGAGCCCAGUGAGGCUCCGGAGUUCAACCAUUCAGUCUUCAUCACUCAUUCUACUAGACACACUUCUCCUCACGGAAAACGAAGGUGACAAAACUGAAGAGCAAGUCAGCUAUGUAUAGCAGAGCCAGCACAGUUUUCACUUAACAUAAAAAGUAAGUAGUGCGCUAGAAAUUAACACGUA